UUCUUUGUUUUCUUUUCCUAGUGGGUGGGAGCAGCCGAACACACACAAAAGCUAUGAUCACAAAUUUGGUAAGCAGUUGUUGAAUUCAAAUCGAGCUUCGCUUUCUCUUCCCUGCACUUUGCACUUUGCACUUUGCACUUUGCACUUUGCACUCUGCACAGCGCAAUGGCGUGUUUGUUGAGAGCGAGAAACCCCUGUUACUCUCUGAUGAGGCGCAUUCGAAUCCGGUGCAUGAGCAACGUUCCCGAGAACACGGUGUAUUCGGGGCCCACCUCGCAGAGCUCGACCAAGCGCGUCACGCUGAGCCAGUUGCGCCAGAAGCACCGCGCCUCCCAGCCCAUCACCAUGGUCACCGCCUACGACUACCCCGCCGCGGUGCACCUCGACACCGCCGGCGUCGACAUCUGUCUCGUCGGCGACUCUGCGGCGAUGGUGGUCCACGGCCAUGACACCACUCUCCCCAUCACGCUCGAGGAGAUGCUCGUCCACUGCCGCGCCGUGGCGCGUGGAGCCAAGACGCCGCUUCUCGUUGGGGACUUGGCUUUUGGGACCUACGAGUCCAGCUCCAAUCAGGUCAUGCUCGCGGUGGAUACUGCGGUUCGUAUGUUGAAAGAAGGGGGAAUGGAUGCCAUAAAACUGGAGGGAGGGUCGCCUUCGAGAAUUGUUGCAGCAAAGGCUAUUGUUGAGGCUGGAAUUGCUGUCAUGGGCCAUGUAGGCCUUACUCCCCAGGCCAUUAGUGUUUUAGGGGGGUUUAGACCUCAAGGAAAGAAUGUUGCUAGUGCUGUCAAGGUUGUAGAGACAGCGUUGGCUUUACAAGAAGCAGGGUGCUUUUCCGUUGUUCUAGAGUGUGUGCCUGCACCGGUUGCGGCUGCAACCACGGCAACCCUUCAAAUUCCUACAAUUGGAAUUGGGGCUGGACCCUUUUGCAGUGGACAAGUGCUAGUUUACCAUGAUCUGCUUGGUAUGCUACAACACCCUCACCAUGCAAAGGUUACUCCAAAAUUUUGUAAGCAGUAUGCACGUGUAGGAGAUGUCAUCAAUAAAGCCUUACUGGAGUAUAAGGAAGACGUGAUAAAUGGUUCAUUUCCUGAUGCUCACCAUAGUCCAUACAAAAUCAGCAAAACAGAUGCAGAUGUUUUCUCAACUGAGUUGCAAAGGUUAGGUCUAGACAAGGCAGCAUCUGCAGCAUCUGAAGCAGUUCAGAAGAUGGAUACAACCAAAUCAACUAGUGAAGGGAAACAAACAAAAUAAUAAUAUAGUAUAGCUAGAGAUUCACCCUUUUUUCGCUUGUAGGUCCCAAUAUGAUAAUUUAGCAUGCUACAAAAUGAAGUUACAUAAUUAAAUAGAAGUUGAGCAGUUGACUAAUGGAUAGAUAGACACCAUUUUCGUAGGGAAGGCCACUUCAAUUUCAAUUGUUUUUCCUCUUAUCCUUUUGAUCAUCAAUGCCAAUGCAAAAAAAUUCUUAAUGUUACAGAAACAGCAUCUUUGAUGUCCAACAUUAUGCAUGGAAUUUUCAAAACAACCCUGUUUUGAAGCAUUGUAAAGGAGCAAAAUGUGCGAAACUAGUUGAUUUUAUUGUUAUUAUUAUUUAUGCAAUUCAUUACUGAUGUAAGCCAUCCUUUGAGCUUGUGUCAGAAGCAACUUGCUUCCA
Glycine soja is the source of this 1651-nucleotide messenger RNA. RefSeq names its product 3-methyl-2-oxobutanoate hydroxymethyltransferase 2, mitochondrial-like. The transcript has 5 exons. Gene Ontology annotation, cellular component: mitochondrion. The record is from RefSeq and is a predicted model, not a curated record. Bases 166 to 1251 code for a protein of 361 amino acids. Gene Ontology annotation, biological process: pantothenate biosynthetic process. NCBI's taxonomy places the organism in Eukaryota, Viridiplantae, Streptophyta, Magnoliopsida, Fabales, Fabaceae. Gene Ontology annotation, molecular function: magnesium ion binding; 3-methyl-2-oxobutanoate hydroxymethyltransferase activity.